Molecule: messenger RNA, 1218 nt
Organism: Pyrus x bretschneideri (Chinese white pear)
Lineage: Eukaryota; Viridiplantae; Streptophyta; Magnoliopsida; Rosales; Rosaceae
Product: meiotic recombination protein SPO11-2
Exons: 10
Coding region: 66-1214 (382 amino acids)
Biological process (GO): reciprocal meiotic recombination; meiotic DNA double-strand break formation; meiotic DNA double-strand break processing
Cellular component (GO): nuclear chromosome
Molecular function (GO): ATP binding; DNA topoisomerase type II (double strand cut, ATP-hydrolyzing) activity; DNA binding
Source: RefSeq, a predicted model, not a curated record
GCGCCAAUAAUUCAAAUAUCUGUGAAAGAUCAAAGAGGGCACCUGCUUCCCCAAAUUCCAAAAAAAUGGAAGACGAUUGCAAAUCCUCCUUGAAUUUCUUCUCCGAUCAACAGCUCUGCUACGCCGACAUCCUCGCUCCGCCGGAGGCCAUUGCCAGAAUCCAAGUCGCCGUCCUCAACUUCCUCCGAAUCCUCACCUCUCCGGCUCCCGCAAUCUCCGACCUUCCUCUCGUCACCAGAAAAUCAAGCAACCGCCGCUUCAAUCAAGGCCUGCUCACUCAGACUUCGUGGAUUUUCCUGACGAACGCUCUCUGCACCAGGUCUCUCUCACGGCCGAACGCCGCCAGAGCUUUUAUUAGAGUAUGGAAGUUGAUGGCGAUGUGCUCUCGGAUUUUGGGGCUGGAUAAGAAGGUCACGCAGAGGGAGCUCUUCUACAAGUUGCUCUGCGAUUCACCGGAUUAUUUCUCGUCUCAGUCGCAGGUGAAUCGGACUAUCCAAGAUGUGGUGGCAUUGCUGCGCUGCAGCCGUUACAGUCUCGGGAUCAUGGCAUCUAGCCGAGGGCUUGUUGCUGGUCGCUUGCAGUUGCAGGAGCCAAACCAAGAGGUUGUGGACUGUGCUGCCUGUCGGUUUUCGGGGCAUAAUAUCUCUGGGGACUUGAAUUCCUUGGAGAAGUUGAUGAUGAAAACGGAUGCGAGGUACAUCAUUGUGGUGGAGAAGCAUGCAAUUUUCCAGCGGUUGGUCGAGGACCGCGUGUUCAACCAAAUUCCCAGCAUUCUGAUCACUGCCAGAGGGUACCCGGAUAUAGCAACAAGGAUUCUUCUUCACCGGAUGAGCAGAGCAUUUCCCGACUUGCCAAUUUUAGCACUGGUUGAUUGGAACCCAGCUGGGCUAGCUAUUUUAUGCACAUUCAAGUUUGGAAGCAUAGGGAUGGGCCUGGAGGCUUACAGAUAUGCUUGCAACGUGAAGUGGUUGGGGCUGCGAGGCGAAGACCUAGAGCUCAUACCCGAACAAGCUUUAGUUCCAUUGAAACCAAAGGACCUCCAGAUUGCUAAGAGCUUGAUCUCAUCCAAGAUCUUGCAGGAGAAUUACAGGGCAGAGCUGACAUUAAUGGUUGAGAGUGGUCAGAGGGCAGAAAUUGAAGCUCUGUAUUCUCAAGGUUACGAUAACCUGGGUAAGUUCAUCGCAAGAAAAAUUGUGCAAGCCAACUACAUCUGAACAG